CUCACAACCCAAAAGCCCUUCGCAACAAAACCCACAAGCCCUCAAUCGUCUGCCCAUCAUAAUACAAGAACUUUGGCUGCUUUCGAUUCAGCCAUCAACUCUAUCGCAACCAUGGAUUCUCUCGACGUAUUCACCAACCUCCCCCUGCAAAUGGACCCAACCACAAAAGCCAUUAGCACCACCACCCCGCAAAACAACGCCAUCGAGACCGAACUCGCCGCCCUCAACGCCCUCCACCGCUCCCUCCUCACCCUCGACACCCCCACCGGUACACCCCCACCCCCCGUCCCCGUCAACCCCAAGCGCUCCGCGCAAAUCAGCAAGCUCCGCGAAUCCGGUAACACCGAGUUCCGCAAGGGAAACCACGCAAACGCCGUCCGCAUGUACUCUCUGGCGAUCGAGAUGGCGCUCGGGCGACCGGCAUGGGAGCCUUCGGGUCUUGUCAGGGAAGAAGUUUCGGGAUUGUUGUCGAAUCGGGCGCAGGCGAAUAUGGCGCAGCAGAAUUGGCCCGAGGGAGCUGUGGAUGCGGAGGCGUCGGUGGAGAUGAAGAGAGUUGGGAAUGCGAAAGCUUGGUGGAGGAGGGGGAAGUGUUUGAUUGAGAUGGGGAGGUUGGACGAGGCCGAGGCGUGGGUUAAGGAGGCGUUGGAGUAUGAGGCUACGGAGCAGGAUUUGGUGCAGUUGAAGGCGGAGAUUGAGAAGAGGAAGACGGCGACUAUAUAGGGAUGACGGCUGGGGAGGUGGAUUGGGUUGGGGGAUAUUUGUGGAGCUGCAUUGCGAGGCGUUAGUGGAGUUAUUGGUUUUUCUCAGUGGGACUGGGAACUAGAGACUCUACUUCGUGUCUGGAUUUUCAGGCAGAUGAUAGAUUAUUGCUGAGCACAUUC
Molecule: messenger RNA, 881 nt
Organism: Westerdykella ornata
Lineage: Eukaryota; Fungi; Ascomycota; Dothideomycetes; Pleosporales; Sporormiaceae
Exons: 1
Coding region: 112-720 (202 amino acids)
Molecular function (GO): protein binding
Source: RefSeq, a predicted model, not a curated record